GACGAACAAACAACUUAAUACAAGCUGGAUGGUGGUGGUUGAAGUCGUUAGAUACUAUGCUCUGUUUUUUAGUCUGUAAACAGACAAAGCCUCAGACACCAGAAAAAGAGAACCAAAAGAAAAAUCAAAGCCAGCGUUCUUAACAAGUCCAAAACGCUUGCCUUUCAACACCUUGAAUUUGGAAAACGAAGGAAAGACACGUCAACACUCAACUCCUCUUAACUCAGUAGGCAAUGUUGCUUGCUUCUCCUUCUUUUGUUUUCUAUGCAGGGUCUCCUCUCCUUUCCUUUUCAGCCAUAACAUUUUAAGAAACUUUGCUUCUUUGUCCUGGAAACCCAAUAUAUAUCAUUGCUUCGUAGUUAAUAAUUCAAGGUUUUUACAUCUUCUUCUUAACUGGUGUCUGCUGCUUACAUGGCAGCAAUACUGGCUUCACACGGUUGUUAUUUGCGCAAUUGUGAGUUGAUGAAUCAAGGAAGAACAAUGGAAACUCUCAGUUUUUCAAGCUCAAUUUCGAAUCAGUUUGUGAAGUUUGAGAGGCAAAUACAUAAUCUGCCUAUGACAGAUAAAUCAUUCAGGUUUCGAGUGGAUAUGCAACAAACUGAGUCAGCCCCAAAGGUAGGAAUCAAUGGGCGACCUGUGAAAAUGGUGCCUGCGAGUGAGGUAGUGAAAAGAAAAGCUCCAGCCACUAGAAAAGUGGAGAAGGUGAAUGGUGUAAAGCAGGUUAUAAAUGGUGCUAGCAUAGUUAGGAGAGAUAAUAGUCCAUCUCUGGUUAAGAAGCGUAAACCUAGAGCGUCUGCAGAACUUCCACCAUUAGAGGAGUUAAAUGUUCUGCCUUCAGAUGAAAGUUUCAGUUGGGCCAAUGAGAAUUAUAGUACCUUGCAAAGGACUAUAGAUGUUUGGUCUUUUGUUCUUUCUUUACGAGUCCGUGUUUUGUUGGACAAUGCAAAAUGGGCAUUUGUGAGAGGCUUCACAGAAGAUAAGCAGAAAAAGAGGAGGAGAAAGACUGCCUCAUGGCUUCGAGAGCGUGUAUUGCAACUUGGUCCUACUUUUAUUAAGCUUGGACAAUUAUCUUCUACCAGGUCAGAUCUAUUUCCACGUGAGUUUGUGGAUGAGCUUGCCAAAUUGCAGGAUAGAGUCCCUGCAUUCUCACCAAAGAAAGCAAGAAGCUUCAUUGAGAGUGAACUAGGAGCUCCCAUCAAUGUACUAUUUAAGGAAUUUGAGGACCAGCCCAUUGCUGCAGCUAGCCUUGGUCAGGUACAUCGCGCUAUUCUGCAUAAUGGGGAGAAAGUUGUUGUCAAGGUUCAAAGGCCUGGCCUUAGGAAGCUUUUUGACAUUGAUUUACGAAAUCUAAAGCUAAUUGCAGAGUAUUUUCAGAAUAGUGAAACUUUUGGUGGUCCGACAAGAGAUUGGAUGGGUGUAUAUGAAGAAUGCUCCAUGAUUUUGUAUCAAGAAAUUGAUUACAUAAAUGAAGGGAAAAAUGCUGAUAGGUUUCGCCGAGAUUUUCGAAAUAUAAAGUGGGUCCGAGUACCUAUGGUGUUUUGGGAUUACACGGCUACAAAGGUGUUGACCUUGGAGUAUUUACCAGGCAUUAAAAUCGACAAAUUAGCUGCAUUAGAUUCUCAGGGAUAUAAUCGUUCUCGAAUUUCAUCACGUGCCAUUGAAGCAUACUUGAUUCAGAUACUGAAAACUGGCUUCUUUCAUGCUGAUCCGCAUCCUGGAAAUCUGGCUAUUGAUGUGGAUGAAGCAAUCAUCUAUUAUGAUUUUGGCAUGAUGGGGGACAUCAAAUCUUUUACUCGUGAGAGAUUGCUGGAACUUUUCUAUGCAGUAUAUGAGAAAGAUGCAAAAAAGGUUAUGCGGAGCCUCAUAGAUCUUGGAGCACUUCAACCCACAGGAGAUUUGUCCUCGGUGAGGAGAUCUGUGCAAUUCUUCUUGGAUAAUUUAUUGGACCAGAGGCCAGAUCAGGAGACUACUUUGUCUGCAAUUGGAGAGGAUUUGUUUGCAAUAGCUCAGGAUCAACCAUUUCGGUUCCCAUCCACAUUCACCUUUGUUUUGAAGGCAUUUUCCACACUCGAAGGUAUUGGCUACACACUUGAUCCAAAUUUCUCCUUUGCAAAGAUUGCUGCACCUUAUGCUCAGGAGCUAUUAGAUAUUAGACAAAGGCAGCCAACUGGUACACAGCUAGUGCAGCAGAUAAGGAAACAAGCUGAUGAUGCCAGGUCCUACACCAUGUCUAUGCCAUUCAGAGUUCAGCAAAUAGAAGAAUUCGUAAAACAGCUUGAAUCAGGAGAUUUGAAACUCCGAGUCCGGGUGCUAGAGUCUGAGAGAGCAGCACGGAAGGCCAGAAUACUGCAAAUGGCAACCAUGUACACAGUACUAGGAGGUACCCUGCUAAACCUAGGCGUCACCUUCGGCAGUCAAGGCAGCCAAAUUAUUGCUAGCGGAUCAUUCCUCGGAGCAGGAGCUUUCUUCACACUGCUCCUUAGGUCAAUGCAAAGGUUGAAGACGCUUGAUAAAUUCGAGAAGAUGAUAUGAUGUUAACCUCACAAAGCCCCUUCAAAGCUGUACAAAGCUGCCUCCUUAAAAAGAAGCCCCCACCUAGGUGUCCCUUCUGUUUGCCAACAUGUUUAAAGCUGCAUAGUGAUCACAAGCUAGCAGGAUACGGAAGAUGGCUAUUGUGGAAUCAUCACCUAGCUGCUGCUUAUUGCCGCAGUUCCUUGACAUUGAUUUUGAUUUAAAUGUGGAGAGUAUGUUUUUCCCUACCACCAUAAAAGAAACUGAACAUAGGAAAAGCUAGCGUAAAAGAAAAGUAACCAUUCAGUUUCUGCAGAAUUCAUAGGCAAACAUUUUCAGGAUCAAAACAUAGAAUCUGAAUCUCAAAGCGCCUACGAAUGAAGGCAAUCUAUGUUGUGCCAACUCUUCAUUUUCCGUGAAGUAUCCUUGUCAGACACAUAUCGGAUGGACUAGACAUGGAGUUCCGAGCCUCCAAAUAUAUGGAAAACUUAGAAAUGGACAUACCCAUGUCAGACAUAUAUGUACCUGACACUCAGCCCCAAGUCCAAGUAACAUAGAAAGCAAUCACAAGCUGAAGAUAAACAUGGCCUAGAGGAGGGGGUGUUUGAGGACAAAUUCAUGCCAAACUGGAAAAUAACCUCCCUAGCUACAGAGCAUUAAUAAUUAGGGGUCAGCUAAGAACUUAUUGGAGUUGACAAUAUGUACUCCAUAAUAACCAUUACAUGUAAAACAGUCAACAGGAGCUACAAGGCAAUGAU
Theobroma umbraticum is the source of this 3269-nucleotide messenger RNA. RefSeq names its product Protein kinase superfamily protein. The record is from RefSeq and is a predicted model, not a curated record. Lineage: Eukaryota; Viridiplantae; Streptophyta; Magnoliopsida; Malvales; Malvaceae. Gene Ontology annotation, biological process: regulation of response to reactive oxygen species.